Ambispora gerdemannii is the source of this 187-nucleotide messenger RNA. Lineage: Eukaryota; Fungi; Glomeromycota; Glomeromycetes; Archaeosporales; Ambisporaceae. The record is from the annotation of a GenBank genome assembly.
AUGUCGUGGAUUCUAGCACGACAUCCUCCGAUUAAAGGUUCUUUACGACGUCUUGGUGCACAUCAUGCAGUUGAUUUGCCAACUGUCGUGUUCUGUGAUAAUCGGUCCGCGGGAAAGAGUAGCUUGUUGGAGGCCAUUUCCAGUUACAGUUCACCCUCGUUAAUAAUCAAAACUGAAUAUAACGAAG